UUCGCGGCCUUGAAAAGCAAACAACCAAACUGACGGUUAUAGCCAAAAACACGACCCCCCUAUCCCUCCCUCUCCCCCCCUCUCUCUCUGUCAAGUAUUACUAUAUGAGCACGAGAUGGUCCUCCUCUAUUCCAGGCAACAAAAAGACAACAUAGAAACUCCUAAACGACAUCUCCCUGAUCACUAAAAUCUCAAAAAGCCAGAGCAUGAAAAUGCUGCUACGUGAAGGAGAGGGAAUGGCAGGCUCCGGUGACAGUACGGUGAUAGUAGGAGUCAAGCUUGACCCAGCGAGUAGAGAGUUGUUGACUUGGGCUUUGGUCAAAGUGGCUCAACCUGGAGAUACUGUUAUUGCUCUUCAUAUCCUUGAUAAUAAUGAAAUCGUGGAUCGUGAAGGGAAAUCUUCGCUUCUCUCGCUUGUGAAAGCUUUUGACAAUGUUCUUGCUGUUUAUGAAGGUUUCUGCAACUUGAAACAGGUUGGUUUUUGUUUUGUUAUGUAGGUUGAAUU
Messenger RNA from Populus euphratica (Euphrates poplar), 505 nucleotides. Its product is annotated as kinase with adenine nucleotide alpha hydrolases-like domain-containing protein. The record is from RefSeq and is a predicted model, not a curated record. The coding region runs from base 207 to 497 and encodes 96 amino acids. Lineage: Eukaryota; Viridiplantae; Streptophyta; Magnoliopsida; Malpighiales; Salicaceae. The transcript has 2 exons.